Molecule: messenger RNA, 2955 nt
Organism: Oryza sativa Japonica Group (Japanese rice)
Lineage: Eukaryota; Viridiplantae; Streptophyta; Magnoliopsida; Poales; Poaceae
Source: RefSeq, a predicted model, not a curated record
AGCUUCGAGCGGCGGCCACGGCGCCACCUCGUCUUGCCUUUCCCCCGCUCUGCUUGGUGCUAGUGGCUGGUCGGCCCUCCCCUCCCCUCCUCUCCACUCGGUGGGUUUGGCCACUGCACUGCACGCCUACACCCAGCCGCCGAGACGAGGAGGAGCAGCGCAGAAAGUUUUCGCUCUUCGAUCUUCCGCCCAAGUUCUUCGCUCGCAUCCUCCAUCGGUCUUCUCUUCCUAGCUUUCUGAUGGAACGAAGAUUGCAAGCUUUUCGUUUUCUUGUACCACCACGUGCUAAUUCAAGGGAAGCGUUAAAUGAGUAUAAACGGCUUGGCAGCAAUGCAAGCUGAGUGAAAGAGGAGGUAUGGAAAAACUUGUUCCAGGGCAAUCUUGACUUCACACAUUGGACCAAAUGGUGCCAAGCCAUGGCCGGCCUGCUUGUACCUGCAGCUUGAGGAAUCCAGAAAGCUCGCCAAUUUGACUCCCACGCAUUUUGAGCAGCUGAGCAACAAUGGAAUUCGGAGGGGUAUUGCAGUUGUGGAAUGAAUGGGGGGUACAGAUGCUGGUCCUAGCAAGCUUCGCGUUGCAGGUGUUCCUCCUCAUCUUCGGAGGGAUCCGGCGGCACAGCUCCUCCUCCGUGCUGAUGUUCUUCCUCUGGUCGGCGUACCUGCUGGCCGACUCCACGGCGAUAUACACCCUGGGCCACCUCUCCGUCGACGGCAGGUCCGACGAGCACGAGCUGGUGGCAUUCUGGGCGCCGUUCCUCCUGCUGCACCUCGGUGGCCCAGACAACAUCACCGCAUACGCGCUCGAGGACAACACGCUUUGGUUGCGCCACCUGCAGACUCUCGCCGUGCAGGUUCUAGGAGCUGUGUAUGUGAUUUACACAUACAUUGUCGGCAGCGGGACCGAUCUUCUGAUGGCCUCAGUCUCGAUGUUCAUCGCCGGACUUCUCAAGUACGGCGAGAGGAUAUGGGCGCUCAAAUGCGGCAACAUCAGCAGUAUCCGCAGCAGCAUAAGCACCAGAAAGUUCAAGACUGACCCUUACGAGUUGCUGGCAUUGGGUACCAGCGAAGAGGAGCUGCUGCUUGGAGCCCACUCCCAAUUCGACAUCUGCAAAGGCGUCUUUGCCGAUAUCAUAAUGCUGCCAAAUCCGUCGCUCCUCUCGCGAUCCAAACGGCGAUCGGUGAUAUCCUACCUGGGGAUGGAUCUGUACAAGCUGGUGGAGAUGGAGCUGUCCCUGAUGUACGACUUCCUCUACACCAAGGCAGCGGUGAUCCACACAUGGUACGGCUUCUGCAUCCAUUUCGUCUCGUUGUUCGGCACGGCCACCACGUUCCUGCUGUUCCAGCUGAUCAUCAGCAGCAGCAGAGGAGAUGGGUACAGCAGAGAGGAUGUGGUCAUCAGCUAUGUGCUGCUGGUUGGGGCCUUGGUCCUGGAGAUCAUAUCAGUGUGCAGGGCUGUGCUAUCCACCUGGACAUGUUCUCUGAUGCACCGGAGGGGCAGGGCAUGGGAGUGGCCUCUCCACAUUAUCACAUCCUUUAGCCGCCGUGUCCACCCGGCAAGCCGGAGACUCUGGUCAGGCUCAAUUGGGCAGUACAAUCUGUUCCACCUUUGCGCCCGCAACACGAACGAGAUUGGGAGUAGGUUGGCAACCAGAUUGGGGCUCCAGGACUGGUGGAACAUGAUGCACUUCUCGGGCACCUUCUCGAAUACCGGCUCUUUCUCAAUACAAGAUCUCAAGAAACUGGUUUUGCAAGCACUGGAAGAGAAAGAGCGAGCGCUGCAAUACAAGGAUACCGACCUGAACUCCAGGGGCAGCUUCAUACUCAAGAGUAUGAAGGCCUAUGACGACUUUGCCCGAUGGAGCGUCAACAUCGACUUCGACGAGAGCAUCCUUGUUUGGCACAUCGCGACCGAGCUGUACAUCCGGAGAUCCAAGGCCAGGCACGCGAAAGAGCUCGUUGAGGCUACCGAGGUGCUGUCCAAUUACAUGAUGUUUCUGCUGGUGGUGAAGCCCAACAUGCUGCCCGGUGCUGCACGACACAACAUACAUCUCCCCUCCUGUGAACAGAUAGAAGGGCAUUGUCGUAUGGGCUUUGGUGGUGAGAAGGAUAACCCGGUGGCGGCAUCGCCCAUAAGCUGGAACCCAUACUGUAUGCUCAAGGAAUUGCUCCACCAUGAUGGCCCUAGUUGCUCAAGUAUCCCACGGAGGGAGAAGCUCGCGGAGAUCGUGUGGAGUUUCUGCCAAUUCGCACUGGGAUCAGUAAAGGCACCAAAUCCACACGGCGAAUCCAUCCGCGACAGUGCAAACAUGUACUCGGUGUUGCUCGCCAACGAGCUUCUCGGCAUCGAGUCGCGGUGGUGUGAGCAGCGUGACACCUUGGAACUCAUCCUAGGGGUGUGGGUGGAGAUGUUGCUGUACGCUGCGAACCAUUGCAGCCAGGAGUCGCAUGCCAGGCAGCUCAGCAAUGGCUGCGAGUUCAUCACCAUCGUGUCGUUACUAGCACACCACUUCAAGUACUACUCUGGAGCAUCCAGGGGCGCGGACGAGCUGUAUGAGAGUAACCCUUCAAUGAGAACGGUGAGAAGUUGGUCUAGAUCCCUUUCUUAAUGAAAUUGGUCGUACUGAAUCUUUCGGCCGACCCGGCAAAAGAAGUUGGUAUAGAUGAAUUCUAUCAACGGUUUCGCUCUUUCCUCUAGUAGAAGCAGAGGAUUCAACACUUCCAUCCAUGUAACCAACCGUUGUUAUCUCGUUGUUAUCGGUAAACAAACAUACUCCCUCUGUCAAGAAAUGUAAGCAUUUUCUGGCUAUGCGCUUGGACAAAAUGCUUAUAUUUGUGGAUAGAGGCGGUAAUUAUUGGGAUAUAUAGAGUAACACAAGUUGGAAGAUUACUUGAAUGGCUGUGUAUGCCAAGGGCGGUUGUGCAAAACCAUCAUUAACAAGAACCUUUUGCAACUCAC